Messenger RNA from Lactuca sativa (garden lettuce), 2945 nucleotides. RefSeq lists its product as uncharacterized. NCBI's taxonomy places the organism in Eukaryota, Viridiplantae, Streptophyta, Magnoliopsida, Asterales, Asteraceae. The record is from RefSeq and is a predicted model, not a curated record.
AUGGCCAUGAAUUAAGCCCCACCUAAUCUCUCUCUCUCACGCACACAGUUAGUGAGUUAGUUUUCGCCUGGUUAUUUGGAAAAAGAUUCAGUCUACAAUAUAUCUAAACAUCUAUGAGCUAUGGCCCAUCUAUGGGAUCAUCACUAACAAAGUAAACCACCAUGAUCAGAUUCUCUCCCAGAUCACUUCUCAUAUGGGCCAUCAUCAUCAUCAUCAUCAUCAUAAUCCAAUCCAAGAUUCUACCUUCUUCAUCAUCACCAUGCCAACACCACCAUACUCAUGAUCACCACACCAAUCACCAAUUCCAACAAAAAACAACCAUAUUCUGGGAAUUCGAAGAGGAAUCCGAAACUUGGGUUCAAGUGAAUUCACCUUAUGAUCUUGUGUCAUGUGUCAACGACACCAUCUGUACCAAAGUCGGCGUCAUUGACCAGAUUGAAUUGGAUCAAGAACAAAAGUCAAAAAAGGAUGGUGAUCAACAAAAGAAGAAGAUUAAAAAAGAUGAUAAAAAGAUUGGGGGUUUGGCAUCGAGGAAGAGAAUUUCAUUGAUAAAAAUGUCGGAAGAUUCGAUUUGGGUGACUGGAGUUAGUGGUUCGAUCUAUGAGAGAUUCUGGAAUGGUGUGCAGUGGGUGAUUGCACCUCAUGAACUCCCUGUACAAGCUGGUUAUGCAGUUUCUGUGUUCUUGAUCAAUCACACAGUUCUUGCUCUUUCUGAAGCAGGAAUCUUAUACCAGAUGCAACUAAGUGAAAAUUCACAGCCCAUAUGGAUCGAGUACACACCAAUUCAAGAUUCUAGCACAACCAUGUUCAUCAAAUCUGGUGUUAUAUCACAUAUUAGGGAGAGUAUCUAUUUCUGCACGAAAAAUGGGCUGCUAUUGGAGCUUACUGAGGCUGAUCCUCCAAGAUGGAUAAACCAUGGGAAGCCUCCUGGUGCAGAUGUUGCAGCCAUAGUAAAUGCACCUGGAAUUAGGGCACAAGUCGUAUUCACCAUAAGUUUGUCGGGGGAUUUGUACGAAUUUGAUAGGAAUUCAAAGCCAUUAUGGAAGAAACACAUAUGGAGUAAAGAAUCGGGUCAAGACAUUGCUUUGACACCAUCGAGUGGUGGUAGUGUACACCGAAGAACCGGGCCUCAUUCGGAUUCGCUCUUUCUAUUGACCAAAGGUGGGAACUUGGUUGAGAGAAAGUUACAUCGAAGAAAAUGGAAAUGGCUACUUCAUGGAAGCCCGAAAGAUGAACACCUCACAUCAAUAACACUCGUUACACCCGACGAAACACACACAAACCCGUUCUCCUUAUUUCUAACAUCCGCCUCAGGAUCCGUCUUCGAAUACAACAUUUCAAAACAACAAGAUGUUGAUAAAGAAUGGGUAAAUCACAUGCACCCACCACAAACCAAAGUUGCAAAAGACGUUUCCGGGCUAAAUUAUCAAGCGGGUCGGCUUGUAUUCCCUUUAGACGAUGGUCGGCUCGCGGAGCUCCACCAAUCAAAAACCGGUGGUGAUGUGGCGGGCCCCACCGGGGUUGUAAGCACACGGAGACGAGCGUAUAAUAAUAAGUACACAUGGUCGAUAAUAGACGCCCCCGAGAGCGAAGGGGGGAACGCUGAAUACUGCACGGAGGAUCGUGGCCCGUUGAAUUGUAUUUCCGGGGUGAAAGAUGAUAAAUGGUUGAGAAAGCGAGCCGGAAGCAAACCACAAGAUCAAUAUUACCUAACGCCCCCUGGAAAAUCGAAAGAUGUGACGUAUUUACCCCUCGAAAGAAACUUCCGUUUACGAGUGAUGCACGAGGCUAGAUCGUUUUUUCUUGUUUCGGAAAGCGGGUUGGUAUAUGAGUAUUUGAAUGUUGAAAAUGUGUGGUUUUGGCUUCACCAUGUGUAUCCUAUGGGUAUGAAAGGUGUGGUUGGAAAUUACAAUGGAAGUUUGUUUUUGGUGGAUGAAAAUAGCAAUCUACUUAUUAGAGAAAGAUUUGGGAAUGAGCUGACGUGGAUAAAUUGCACUGCGAUUAAGAAAGGACGACAGGUCACCGGAGGUCCGCCAUGGAAUCUAUCUCCUGGAAAAGUUAAACCCGAGGACUCGUUGUUCUUCAUUAGCAAAACCGGGGGGUUGCUACAAUUAACAGUUGCGCUAAGGAAGUUGAAAUGGAAAGAUUGUCGAAACCCUUGGAACGUAAAGAUCGAGGGUAUACUCGACCAAGAAACAUUUAGAGAAAACAUAGUUUUUGUGGUUGGAAAAGACGGGAGGUUGUACCAAUACAACAAGGUGACCGGGCUAUGGCACGGACACCAUCAAUCACAACACAUGGUGCUAUCGAGACAACCCGGGACCGCAAUGAGACCAUGGUCAAAAUCAUUGACCGGGUCUCUGUUCAUGAUAUCGGAAGACGGUAGGCUCAUUGAGUAUCAUUGGAAUCAAAUAGAUGGUUGGGGUUGGGUGGAACACGGUGCACCAUGGCUCGAGGUGACACUGGUUGGAUCAACCGGACCCUGUGUAGGUGGGACCCACUUGUUUUUGAUCGGUUCAAAUGGGAAUGUUUACAUAAGAUACUUGGAUUUAGAUCAAGAAACAUGGAAAUGGAGCGAUUGCGGGUUUCCAAAUCAAGAAUUGAAAAAUGAAACUGAUAAUUGUGAUUCAAAGGUGUCGAGCACACGACCGAUUCAGUUCAUGGAAAACUCGGUGAUAUUUGAGCUAAGAGAUGGAAGGUUGGCAGAAAUGCAAAGAACCGAGGAUUUGCAUUGGGUGUGGUGGCAGACCAUAGGAACUCCGGUGAGCCGUUGCAAUGUUGUCUACUGGACGGCUGUGGCAGCAUGAAGAUAGUUGACUGGUCAAAACCUAAAGAGUUAAUUACAUUUUUGGACCCUGAGUACAGCUGAAUUUUUCCAUUUUGGACCCAAAAAAAUUCUCUUGCGAUUUUAGUCCUUAUCAGAGGUUUUUGUAACGUUUUGGUCA